Molecule: messenger RNA, 2359 nt
Organism: Helicoverpa zea (corn earworm)
Lineage: Eukaryota; Metazoa; Arthropoda; Insecta; Lepidoptera; Noctuidae
Gene: fzy
Product: cell division cycle protein 20 homolog
Exons: 10
Coding region: 187-1809 (540 amino acids)
Biological process (GO): positive regulation of ubiquitin protein ligase activity; positive regulation of anaphase-promoting complex-dependent catabolic process; anaphase-promoting complex-dependent catabolic process
Cellular component (GO): anaphase-promoting complex
Molecular function (GO): protein binding; ubiquitin ligase activator activity; anaphase-promoting complex binding
Source: RefSeq, a predicted model, not a curated record
AUUUUAAACUAACGUAUUUUUGGAAUCGGCUGUCGGUGAAUUUAGAUUUUAUUCUUUUGAUGAGUAAAUAGAUUUAUCUCUAUUGAGUGUUUCUCGUGUUUUUAUUAAUGAGAAAACUUAUGUUUUUACUGAUAGCCUUUGAUUUCUAAGAAUUGCGUAGCUAGUCGGUAGUGAUUUAGUGAAAGUAUGGCCCAGUUCAACUAUUUGAAUGAAAUAAAUAGUUUGGCGACAAUGGAUGGGCCGAUUACUAGAGGCCCUCUUCAGCGUUGGGCAAAGAAGUCCAAUAGUGAGAACAUAAAUCCAUUGAGUACUUCUUUCAAGAACCAUUCGAACGUGAACUUGAGUACUUGCAACCAGUCGAUGCAAAAGUUGUCUCUAUCUGCGAAUCAAAGUUGCAACAACAGCGUGCUCUCUAGUAACAAAACUCCAACGCGAAAUGACAACAAGAAGGGCAAGAAAACACCAUCCAAGAACAAAUCUCCAGGUCGUUCUACCACACCGACUCCAAACAAAGCAUCUAAGACUCCGAACAAAGCUGACAGAUUUAUCCCAUCAAGGAGUAAUUCUAACUAUGACUUGUGUCAUUAUAUGUUGAGCCGUGAUGAAGACAAAAAUGAGGAAGUGGUGCCCCAAACUGCAACGGGAGAGGCCAUCGGUCGAGCUCUCACCGACACGGAGCCUGGUAGGCUGCUCCAGUACACCUGCAAAGCCCCAGCAGCUCCCGAGGGCUACCAGAACAGACUUAGAGUUGUGUAUUCCCAGGCCAAAGUUCCAUCAUCAGUAAAGAAUACAACAAGAUACAUUCCUCAAGCUCCUGACAGGAUCUUGGAUGCACCUGAUAUUUUGGAUGAUUACUACCUCAACCUCGUUGACUGGAGCUUAUCAAACAUUCUGGCAGUGGCACUAGGAAACUCAGUUUACUUAUGGAAUGCAGCUACCGGCCAAAUAGAGCAGCUACUGACUCUAGAAGGUUCCGAGACUGUUUGCUCCGUACAAUGGGUGCAGGGCGGUGGUUCCCAUCUGGCUGUGGGAACUUCUGCAGCCACUGUGGAACUGUGGGAUUGUGAGAAGAUUAAGAGGUUGAGGGUAAUGGACGGUCACACUGGGCGAGUGGGUUCCCUGGCGUGGAACAUGUACAUCGUGAGCAGCGGCGCCCGCGACGGCAACAUCGUGCACCACGACGUGCGGCAGCGGGACCACGCUGUCGCCACCAUACAUGCGCAUACACAGGAGAUUUGCGGGUUGAAAUGGUCCCCUGACGGUAAAUGUCUUGCUUCGGGCGGCAACGACAAUUUACUCAAUAUCUGGCCAAUUGCACAAGGACAGCACUACUCGCAAACUCAGCACCUGUAUUCAUUCAAUCAGCAUUUGGCAGCAGUGAAAGGUCUCGCGUGGUGUCCGUGGAGCGCGGGUAUCCUGGCCAGCGGCGGCGGCACGGCCGACAGAACUAUACGCAUCUGGAACAUUAAGACUGGGGCCAAUCUUAACACUGUCGAUACUAAGUCACAGGUAUGCUCAAUAGUAUGGAGCACGCACUACAAGGAGCUGAUCUCCGGCCACGGCUACGCGAACAACCAGCUGGUGAUCUGGAAGUACCCCGUGAUGUCUCGCGUGGCGGAGCUGAGCGGGCACAUGGCGCGCGUGCUGCAUCUCGCGCUGUCGCCCGACGGCACCACCGUGCUGUCCGCCGGCGCUGAUGAGACGCUAAGACUGUGGAAAUGUUUCAUGCAAGACCCAUCGAAGAAGAAAGAACCAACUGAUUCGAAAGCAGCUAAAUCACUACUCAAUCUUAACUCUUUAAUUAGGUAACUCGUUACGAGUACACUCUAAUUAAAUUGACUGACAUUGUGAUCUUACAAUUAGUUUAAUUACAACUGUGUUGUACCGCAAGUAUUUAUGUUGACAAUGUUAUUAUAUGAAAAUUUCGUAUCUUUGUGAUUUUUUGACUUACACUUGCAUUAUAUUACAAUGCAUUGCAUGCUUAUUAACUAAAAAUAUUGAAUUGUAUUUUAUAAUGAACUUAUUCUCGAACGAAUAACACUUUUGAUGUUGUUGGAAAACGUACUUUGUUACUCGUUUUUGGUUUUUGACAAAUCAAGUGAAGUUGAGGUCGUAAAAUGUGAUUGCGACUAUCAAAUUUUAAAUUCCAUUUAAUUUUUCUUACCCUACUCUAAUUUCUUUUAUUCUUGCCUAAUCUUUAAUUCUAAUUUACCAUUUCAUUACCUCGGCUUCCUUGUUUUAAGGACUGUACAACUAACUUGUUUAGCUAUCUGUACCAUUUGUAAGACUUUAAAGUAUGUGUUAAGAUGUUUUUAAAUAUGUAAUUUUUACAAUAAGAUAAUAAAGAUUUACAUUCCCA